This is a messenger RNA of Cetraspora pellucida, 120 nucleotides long. NCBI's taxonomy places the organism in Eukaryota, Fungi, Glomeromycota, Glomeromycetes, Diversisporales, Gigasporaceae. The record is from the annotation of a GenBank genome assembly.
AUUGCAGAUAAACAGCCAGGAACUUGCGAUUAUGUAAAACUACUUGAAAAAUUGUUUACAACCAAGAAAUAUGUUAAUCAUAAUCAAAUUUAUUCAAUACAAGUAUUGGGAGUUAAAUAA